Schistocerca cancellata (South American locust) is the source of this 3257-nucleotide messenger RNA. It is a transcript of the gene Cluap1, whose product is annotated as clusterin-associated protein 1. The transcript has 8 exons. Gene Ontology annotation, biological process: cilium assembly. The coding region runs from base 125 to 1363 and encodes 412 amino acids. Lineage: Eukaryota; Metazoa; Arthropoda; Insecta; Orthoptera; Acrididae. Gene Ontology annotation, cellular component: cilium; centrosome; intraciliary transport particle B. The record is from RefSeq and is a predicted model, not a curated record.
CUUGUGCGUUGCCCGGGGCAACGAGAAACAAUCAAACAAAUAAAUAAACACAUACACAAGCUCUGCAUUCCUGUGUUUUGGGCAGUUGGCUUGACAGUGCUGAUUUGUUUUUAAAGCUGCCACCAUGUCUUACAGAGACCUAAGGAAUUUUGCAGAAAUGAUGAGAGCUCUAGGAUACACAAGGCUUAUAUCAACAGAGAAUUUUCGGAAUCCCAAUUUCCCACUUGUAGCUGAAAUUUUAAUAUGGCUUGUUAAAAGAUUCGAUCCAGAAGCAGAUGUACCGUUGGAGUAUAAUACUGAGACAGAAAGGGUUAAGCUGAUACGAUUAGCUGCUCAGUUUAUGGCUUCAAAAGUCAAUAUAAAGUUAAACACCAAAAAUCUUUACCAAGCUGAUGGAUAUGCUGUACGGGAGCUCCUCAAAGCUACAUCAGUUUUGUAUGGUGCCCUACGUUUCAAUAUGAAAAAUGUAGAUGACGAUGAUGAAAGUGAUCGAAGUACUGUAUGUGACAUCGUGGCAAAGGCAAAUGAAAUAAAAAAAGUUAGAUCACUAGCUUCAGAGAUAACUGCUAAAGGAGCGGCUCUUUAUGACUUACUGGGAAAAGAAGUUGAGAUGAGAGAAGCGCGCAGUAGUUGCAUAGCAAAGCAGAUGGAAAUUGGGGAACUUGAAGAGGCUAUGAAGAAAGCUGUUGAAAUGUUAAAAUCAGACAUAAACAAUAUAAAACAGCUCAUAGAAAAUGUUUCAACAGGCGAGGCAAGUCUUGACUCCAAAAUUGAAAAGAAGCGGAUUGAACUGGACAGAAACAGUAAACGAUUGCAAACUCUGAGGAAAGUGAGACCUGCUUUCAUGGAGGAGUUUGAACACUUAGAGGCAGUGCUGCGCGACCUCUAUACAGACUAUGUGGUACGGUUUCGCAGCUUAGCCUAUUUGGAACAGCAACAAGAAGACACUGAGCUUGCAGAACAGGAACGCAUGGAAGAGCAACAGGAAGCAACAAAAAGACUAAUAGAAAAAAUGAAACAAGAAGAAAAACUGCUAGAUGAGCCAUGUGAUUUAUUGGUUGGGGAAGUCAGAGAGGAACAGGACCUUAGUACAAAACCUCUAGGGAAAACAAGCAGAGUCAGAAUUCAGACAGCCUCAAGAGUAAUGCGCAAAGCAUCUGCACGUCGUGUCUUUGGUAGUAUGAAUGGCCCUGCCGAAGAUGACGACGACGAUGAUGAUAGCCUAGAUUCAGAUUCAGAUCUCCUACUUGAUGGUGAUGGAUCAGAGCUUCUGGGAACUGAUGAGGAAGAGGAUGAAGUUCUUGGCCUCGGAGUUGACUCACGGACAAAGCAAGCAGAUAUACACAGUGAUGAUGAUUUCUGAAUUCUUCACAGAGAAAUACAGCUAGCUUGUGCCUACAUAAUAGUCUUUGCUUUGUAGUCAUGUCUACACUCUUACAUUUGGUUUGUACGAGACUUAGAGAAAUACUCAUAAAAACAUCUCUUCAAAUCAAAAUUUCUUUUUACGAGAAAGAGCAAUAAUUAAACCAUUUUUCUAUACACUUCACAAUAAAGGAUGACAGCCAAAACCAGUUGCAGGAUAAAAUUUAUUAAAAUUCUUGACCAAGGUUUCGGUACAUAUAAAUAUACCUUCAUCAGAAGUAAAACUACCUGAGUACAGUCGAGAAUUGUUGCAUAUAAAUUCGGAGUCCGUGGAGCGAAAUGAAUGCAAUUUGCAAGUUCAGUUGUCCAGUUAUUAGAAAAGGUGUAUUACGACCGUGUAUAAAUUGCAGAUUCUUCCACGCAACCGUAUUGUAUGCAGCCGCACUCUAUAGCGAUCUUAUUUUUUAAGACGCACCUUAAUUUCAAGCAUUCUGGCUUAAUCGUACAUAAAGGUAGACGUGUUAUACACUGGAGUAUUAGUUGUUAAUUGUCGUGCGCCAUCUUAGCCACGGAAGAGAAAUUUCAUAUUUGAAAUUGAAUGGAAAUGAAAGUAUGAUGUCAGAUAUAUGGAGAGCGCUGUAAGAAAUGUACGUAAUAUAAUGCUUGAAAUUAAGGUGCGUCUUAAAAAAUAAGAUCGCUAUAGAGUGCGGCUGCAUACAAUACGGUUGCGUGGAAGAAUCUGCAAUUUAUACACGGUCGUAAUACACCUUUUCUAAUAACUGGACAACUGAACUUGCAAAUUGCAUUCAUUUCGCUCCACGGACUCCGAAUUUAUAUGCAACAAUUCUCGACUGUACUCAGGUAGUUUUACUUCUGAUGAAGGUACAUUUAUAUGUACCGAAACCUUGGUCAAGAAUUUUAAUAAAUUUUAUCCUGCAACUGGUUUUGGCUGUCAUCCUUUAUUGUGAAGAAUUUUAACAGUUGCUGCCACAGCCAUGUUUAAAACCAUUUUUCUAUGUAUUUGCUGCCAUUGUUCAGGCAUUCAUCGUAGUCUUUUUUUACACCUUCUUUGUAGAAAAAUGACGCCAGCAAAGACAGCCACUGUUUUUUGUGUAAUCAUCACUGUUAAAGAGCCUUCCUCCAAAAUCAUGCUUUGGGUUAAAGAACAAGUAGUAGUCUCAGAAGGCGAAAAAUAGGGCUGUAUAGCGAGUGAUUGAACUGCUCCCCACCGACAUGAUGAUUAAGCAAGCAGAACAGCGAUGAUGUCAUGAAGCAAUACCUUGCCUUGACUGAACAUUCCAUGCCUUUUGUUUUGAAUUGCCCCAGUUUCACACCUUAUGAUGACCACUUGUUGAAGCAUGGUUUUGGAGUAAGGCACUUUGACAGCAGUUGCGAUGCUUAAAAUUGUGUUCAGCAGUGGCUGUCAUCAUUGGUGGCAUCUUUCUAUGAAGAGGGCAGGAAAAAGUUGGUUUCUCACUAUGGAAGAUGUAUGAACAAUGGUGGCAACUAUGCGGAAAAAUAGUUUAAGAAAUGAUAUUUCUUGUAAAGAUAAAUUUUAGUUUGAAAGAAUAUUGUUAUGAGUUUAUUCCAAAACGUAAUUUCUUUCCAGACACACCUCAUAUCAUUUCACACUACUUGUUAUGCCAAUAUACCGAAACACGAUUAAUAUAGCUGUAACUCAGAUCUUAUCAUAUAGACUGGCAGCGUUAAAAUUAUGAAUUUUACUAACAUUUGAAUUUCACAUGUUUGCCCUGUGUAAUGUUUCAGUAUAUCAGAUGCUCUGAGCAAAUGAAUUUUUAUGUAGUAUUUAAAUAUAAAAUAAUUCACUUUGUAUUAUGUAUUGAGUUAUUUUACACUUCUUUUAUAAGACUGACACUAUGUAAGUCAAGUUUUCU